Megalobrama amblycephala (Wuchang bream) is the source of this 1900-nucleotide messenger RNA. RefSeq names its product nascent polypeptide-associated complex subunit alpha, muscle-specific form-like. The transcript has 15 exons. Lineage: Eukaryota; Metazoa; Chordata; Actinopteri; Cypriniformes; Xenocyprididae. The coding region runs from base 159 to 1700 and encodes 513 amino acids. The record is from RefSeq and is a predicted model, not a curated record.
UGCACCUUUUGCAUGCAACUCGAGAGAAGAAGAUUAUCUCGCGCGAUAUUGAUCAAGUUUUCACACAGAAGUUCAACUUCAGAUCAUACAACCACGAGAGGAGCACGAGGGAGUUGUGUCAGUAUAUAUUUGUUCGAUAUACAAUCUACUGUUGGGUAAUGGACAAUCGUGGCAAAGCAAAAAGAACUCGAAAGAGGAAAAUCUUCAAUGACUUUGUUAAUGACUUGGACCUUGAAAACGACAGUGACAUGACUGACAUUGAGUUAACCCAGCUUAGUCAAAGUCUUCUGCCAGCAAAAAAACGAAAAACAGAGUCUAAUCCAAAUAAAAACAAACAAGCUGUUAAAAGGACUGUGUCCUAUCCAGAUCCUCCUCCAAAAUACAAACAUCCAAAACCCAUGCCAGGUCAACACAAACCAAAUAAAGAUGUUGCAAAUUCUACAAACAAUAAAAAAAAAGAAGAUCAACUUUUGUGUCCAACACACUUGGAUGAGACGUGCCCGACCCCUGUCUUUGUCUACCCUACGUUAAGUUGUGAUAGCACACUUCAUGACAAUAAACAUCAGUAUCAAGAUGGUGUUAUUGAUCUAUACCCUAGAAUAAUCAAUGACACCAUGAGACGGUCACAUAAUGAACAGCCAUCUUCCAGAAAUCAGGAAACGUUCUACAGGCCACCGUGGACAACUGAAAGAGUAUUGUCUACAGUCCCAAAUUCUGGAUUGACGCCCCAGUCACAGAGAGCACCCCAGUCCCAGAGGGCACCGCAGUCCCAGAGGACACCGCAGUACCAGAGGGCACCGCAGUCCCAGAGGACACCCCAGUCCCAGAGGACACCCCAGUCCCAGAGGACACCCCAGUCCCAGAGGGCACCGCAGUACCAGAGGACACCGCAGUACCAGAGGACACCGCAGUACCAGAGGGCACCGCAGUCCAGAGGGCACCGCAGUCCCAGAGGACACCCCAGUCCCAGAGGACACCCCAGUCCCAGAGGGCACCGCAGUCCCAGAGGACACCGCAGUCCCAGAGGGCACCCCAGUACCAGAGGACACCCCAGUCCCAGAGGGCACCCCAGUCCCAGUCCCAGAGGGCACCCCAGUCCCAGUCCCAGAGGGCACCCCAGUCCCAGUCCCAGAGGGCACCCCAGUCCCAGUCCCAGAGGGCACCCAGUCCCAGUCCCAGAGGGCACCCCAGUCCCAGUCCCAGAGGGCACCCCAGUCCCAGUCCCAGAGGGCACCCCAGUCCCAGUCCCAGAGGGCACCCCAGUCCCAGUCCCAGAGGGCACCCCAGUCCCAGUCCCAGAGGGCACCCCAGUCCCAGUCCCAGAGGGCACCCAGUCCCAUCCCAGUCCCAGAGGGCACCCAGUCCCAGUCCCAGUCCCAGAGGGCAUCCCACUGUAUGUUCACAUAACGAACAGCCAUCUGCCAGACGGAGAAUUUAUGAUUCGUUCUCCAGGCCAUCUGGGGCAACCGAAAGAGUAUUGUCUCCUGUCCCAAAUUCUUCACGGGCGCCCCAGUCCCAGAGGACACCCCAAUCCCAGAGGACACCCCAGUCCCAGAGGACACCCCAGUCCCAGAGGGCACCCCAGUCUGCAUCGAGGAGUGAGCACAGACCUGACGGUGGUACCAGACCCUCAAAGAGUGCCUACCCCAUGUCAACCACAAAAUUUCAAAGGAAGGUCUUUUCAAUGUUGUUCGAUUUGAAAGAUCAACUUAAGCAAAUAGUUGGCAUUCUGGACCCUGGCAGGUCUACAACAUCUCUAAAGAAGAUGGAUUCAGAGAGUGACCUAAAACUCUUUGAAGAAUCCAUCAAAGAUGUUGAUGUCAAGUUGAUCUGUGUAAGUUUUGACAUAAAGAAUAUGUAUAUAUGUAUUUGUAUGUGUAUAUAGUUCCAUGUAUCUUUC